GAGUAUAGAGAUUAUGUGUGAAUCAUGGAUCCCUCAUGGUAAAACCGGGACAAACUGAUUGCCGUAGGCGUUGGUCGAGAAAGAGAGAGAGAGAGAGAACGAAAUUAAAAGUUACUGGUAGAAGAGGAAAAUAAACGAAACUUUUUGCUCGUGAGUCAAGUACGUGCUCACAGUACGUGCUUCUGCAUUAAAAUUAAUCUCAUCCGGCAUGUGAAAUACGUAAUAUAAGCGUCAUGGUCGCGUAAUCGCUACGUAACGAUAUAUACAAAUAUUGGUAUGCAAGCUAGGAGGUGGAUCACACCGACAACGGCGGCAGCGGCAAAUCACUGAUGAAAUAAUUGUCCUCCGGUGUGGGACACAUUGGAUGAGGGAGAGACGCGUGCGCUUCUCUCAUACGUGAUAUCUCAAUCCAGUAUCGGUCCGAUACGAGACACAGUUGGUAUAGAUAUCAGUCUUCUUCCACAGUGUUCGACACAGUGUUCGUGAAACAAUCAUGAGCAACGAUCAGCAAUUAAGGAAGAUCGAGCUGCUUGAGCUGCAACCAUUACUGAGAUGUACAUUUGGUGAUCAAUUGAUCGUGGUCCAUUAUACAACCGAGAAUCUGUUACAGCCAGGCGAGAAUUAUGGCAGCACAAUUUUCAGUGUCCAUGCUGUGAUUAAGCGCAAUGAUGAAGCGGAAGAGGAGGAUCUUCAUCUCAUUGCGAAAAUGCCGCCGCCAACGGAAUUUCAACGGGAAAUUUUCGAAAGCCCGUACACAUUCAAGAAGGAGAUUUUUAUGUAUGAGAACAUCGUGCCUCAUUAUCAAGAAUUUGAGAGAGAAAUGGGCUUGAAAGAAAAUGAAAUAUUUGACAUAUUGCCAAAAUAUUAUCAAUCUCGAUUAUCGCUAAGCCCGGAUGUUGAUUUUGACGAUAAUGCUGUUAUCCUAAUGGAAAAUUUAAAGAUACGUGGUUAUUAUACUAGCGACAGAACUAAAGGAUGCGAUUUAGAGCAUUCAAGAGUUGCGAUACGGGCAAUGGCGAGAUUUCAUGCGCUAGGAAUGGCCACCAAGUACAAGAAACCGGAGUACUUCGAGGUGUUGAAAGAACGUAGCAAGUGCGUGACGAUAAAGUUUGAUGAGUUCAAGAAAGCGAUCGAUGACAUGAUAACGAACAUAGAGAAGGAUCCGGAUUUAGCUGCUUACGGCGAUCGAUGUAGAACGGCCAUAAACGAUUCGUUGCAUGGUGGUAUGUGGGAUAUAGUGCCCGAUGAGCCGUGGUCCACUAUCAUCCACGCGGAUUUUUGGGUGAACAAUAUUAUGUUCCACUGCGAUGAAAAUGGACGAGUGGACGACAUCAAAUUCGUGGACUUUCAAAAUUAUCUGUUUUUUAGUCCGCUGCGUGAGAUGAUCUUUUUCCUAUUCUCUAGUACGGAUGUGGGUGACGAUGAGCUUGAGGAUCUAAUAAAUUUGUAUCAUAAAACUUUCUUGGCUGUCUUAAGUCGAAUGGAUUGCGAUACCGAGCAGUUCACCAGAGAAAAGUUCAACGCGAAGUUGCCCGGUGACGCUAAGUUUGAGUUUGGGCAUUUGUGCUUUAUGCUUAAAAUACUUACAUUGAACACACAAGAGACCGAGUUGCGGUAUGAUAAAAUGAAGGAUUUCAUGACAACUUAUCAAGGCAACGAAGCGUUCAAGCAACGGCUGCAUAAGGUCGUGUUAUAUUUUGUUAGACAUAAUUGGAUUUAGGCAAUGCGAUAGGAAAAAUAAAAUAGAAAAUACACCGCGAAUCAAACAUAAAUAUGUUUAUUGUUGCGUGUACUCACAGUAACGCAAUACAAUUAAUUGUGCUACAUGUGUAAUUACGUUACACAUUGUUUUAUUUUAUCUUCUAUAUAAGAACCGGUAGAACGAAACUAGUUACAGAAAUGGAUGUAUGAUUUAGAAAAUUUACAAAUAUAAAAUAUAUAUUUUA
This is a messenger RNA of Pogonomyrmex barbatus (red harvester ant), 1946 nucleotides long. RefSeq lists its product as uncharacterized. The record is from RefSeq and is a predicted model, not a curated record. NCBI's taxonomy places the organism in Eukaryota, Metazoa, Arthropoda, Insecta, Hymenoptera, Formicidae.